AUUAAUCCUAUAAGAGUCAUAUUUGCUUAAAACCAGCUAUUUUAGAAACAAUGACUUGCUACGUCACUUUUAACUGACGGAUCAGGGAUUUACUACAUAAUGACUUUAUGUCCUAAUAUUACUUUUGAAAUGACUUUCUUCAACACACUACACUGACUUUUUGCAAGAUAUUUACCAAGAUUAUUUUUUUGUUGACAUACUUUCAGAACUUUGUUCAACAUACAGUACAAUGCCAGGGCUUUUCUAAAUCACUUUUUCUGAAUACAAUACUGACUUUAGGCUACAACCUUUUUUAUAUACUAUAUUAUCACUUACUUAAAAAAAAAUCUGACUUAAGUUUUAAGGACUUUUCAACACACUGUAUGUGACCUUUUUGGACACACUGACUCCGGCUCUGGUUUGUAUCCUGACUUGAAGUAUUGAUAUGGAUCCCUGAGUACUUUCCCCCCGAUGUAUUAAGAAGUGUCUGUGCUUCUGUCCUAAAGGCAAUACCUGAUGAGGAAUCCGUGUCCCACGUUGCCCUUCCACCAUCAGAUACCACCGCACCACUCGGACUCUAUAGAGUUCUACCAGAGGCUGUCCACAGAAACUCUGUUUUUCAUCUUCUACUACCUGGAGGGCACCAAGGCUCAGUAUUUGUCUGCCAAGGCUCUGAAGAAACAGUCCUGGAGGUUUCAUACCAAGUACAUGAUGUGGUUCCAGAGGCACGAGGAGCCAAAGACUAUAACUGAUGAAUUUGAACAGGGCACUUACAUUUACUUUGACUAUGAGAAAUGGGGCCAGAGGAAGAAGGAGGGGUUCACCUUUGAGUACAGGUACCUCGAAGACAGAGACCUGCAGUGACGGACGGAGUGACACAAAAGGACAGAGAGAGACAAAAGUGCUGCUGUUGACAUUCCGAGACUGAACUUCAAACUGUGGAUAGAGAUUGUGAUGUGUAGUAGAAACCGUCUCCGAAAAUGGAGGCUGGUGUCUGUAUAGGCUGCAUCUCAACGUGAAGGACUCGCUCCUCCUGCGGCGCCUUGCGUUUGACAAAAAUGCCCUGUGGGCCCGAUCAGAGGCAUCGCGCUGCUCGGGUUCUCACGAGAGAUCUUCGUCUGUGCCUGUCUGUGUGCACACUCCUUAUGUGGCAUUAGGAAAGCCUACCCCAUGCAUGUUUUAUUUUACGUUUCAACAAGAUUCUCUAUACCACCUACCCAACAUGAGCCUGGAAGCCUUCGACUGGACACAAAACAAACCUUGGAUUUGAUUAAAUAAACUGGCCAUCUUGUAUUUACUGUAAUUUGGUGGAAUGGGGAGGUACAGUGGACAUUUUAGUCAUGGUGUGUAGGACUGGCUUCUUUUAAGACCCUACAAUGCCUGUUGAAUAUGGUCACGAUUAGAGAUAGUGAGCGGUUAUCAAUAGUUUAUUGAUAUUGUCUUGGUCGAUUAAAACGCUUGAGAGUGACCACAGGGCCUCUCCCUGUGACCGGGAAAGAGUCCUUAUUGGACAUUAAAUUGCUAUGCAAUUGAACUGGUCUCUGACUCCCUCUUUAUAAAUAAAAUGUUUUUAAGUUAACCUGUCAAAUGCAUUAUUUUGGCGCAUUAAUGUUUGUGACAAAUUAAUAAACUUGUAAAUUAAAUCUUGAAUAGGGUUUGAGACAUUUUAUAUAUGUGACGUUUGAUUUGUACACCAUUAAGUAAUUAUCACUCGAUGCAAAAUGCCACGGUAACAGUAGUGAAUGUACCUGUGCCCAAAUCACCUUUUACUUACUCAAAUACACCAAUAGCAUUAGAAAAUAAAUCUGAGAUUGGUUCAAGGCAACUUCCCACCUUAAAAUAAAUGGUUGACGUUACUUCAUCCUAAAAAUCCACCGUUUAAUUUACCACCUAUACAGUGAAUGUGCACUGAAACAGUUUACAUGGAGCGAGCCUAACAUUCUGAUGGUAGAUUUAACUUGUAAGAAAUGUCGACUUUGCCGUGGUUCAUGUGCUACACUGAAGAACAAUGAGGUUGACGAGUGUGGGACAGAUCGCACCUUUUCUUGGCAGUUUGAAUGGAGUGUUAAACUGAAUCAGAUUUUUCCAUUUAAGCCACCAUGAAAACUUGGGCUCUGUCCUGCAUUUCAAAUAUCAUGUGUGCGAUUAGUUUUCAGGCUUUUUGGGGGAGGGAGGGAGGGGAAGGGUUGGAUUGAGGAUGUGAUAAUACAAAUUUUAAAAAGGAAACUACAAAAAAGUCAUGAGAUUUGCCUUUUAUAGAAUCUAUUUUUGGGGCUUUUAAGGUAUUCAGAAAGGGACUGUCAGGAGAUUGCUAAAAUGUGAAUUUCAAGACGUAUUUACAAUUUUUUUUUCUGUUCUGCAUGGAAGAUGUCAUAAAACGGGGGUUUAAAGAGGAUUGUAAAAUUUCAAUAAAUACUUUUAAGAAAUUACAAGUCA
Molecule: messenger RNA, 2415 nt
Organism: Pseudoliparis swirei
Lineage: Eukaryota; Metazoa; Chordata; Actinopteri; Perciformes; Liparidae
Product: CCR4-NOT transcription complex subunit 3-like
Exons: 3
Coding region: 496-843 (115 amino acids)
Biological process (GO): nuclear-transcribed mRNA poly(A) tail shortening; regulation of DNA-templated transcription; regulation of stem cell population maintenance
Cellular component (GO): P-body; CCR4-NOT core complex
Source: RefSeq, a predicted model, not a curated record